Messenger RNA from Carassius gibelio (silver crucian carp), 2908 nucleotides. RefSeq names its product vacuolar protein sorting-associated protein 41 homolog. Bases 177 to 2747 code for a protein of 856 amino acids. Gene Ontology annotation, cellular component: HOPS complex; late endosome. Gene Ontology annotation, molecular function: protein binding. The record is from RefSeq and is a predicted model, not a curated record. The transcript is spliced from 29 exons. Gene Ontology annotation, biological process: macroautophagy; endosomal vesicle fusion; protein targeting to vacuole. NCBI's taxonomy places the organism in Eukaryota, Metazoa, Chordata, Actinopteri, Cypriniformes, Cyprinidae.
UUUGUCAUGUGACCUAGUACCCAUAAUAAUGAGUACCGCAUGACUAACUGCUAGGUUUAUUGUGCAAAAAGAAACUGUUUUAAGUGUACAUAAAUAUUAUUAGUGUUGUUGAUAGACCCUAAAUUAGUAGACUGCGAAUAAAUCUACCUUAUUAUCCCACAUCUGGAGCUUCUAUCAUGGCGGAAGUGGAGGAGCAGGGAAGAAAAUUAAGUGAAGAAUCCACGGAUGAGUCAGAGGAGGAGGACACAGAGGAGGAGCCUAAACUGAAGUACGAGAGGCUGACCAAUGGCGUGACAGAGAUCUUGCAGAAGGAUGCGGCCAGCUGCAUGACGGUGCAUGACAAGUUCCUGGCUCUUGGGACACACUUUGGAAAGGUUUACCUUUUGGAUAUUCAAGGAAAUGUUACACAGAAGUUUGAAAUUAGUUCAGUGAAAAUAAACCAGAUCAGUUUGGAUGAGAGUGGUGAUCAUGUUGGCAUCUGCUCUGAAGAUGGAAAGGUGCAAGUGUUCGGCCUGUACACUAGGGAGGGCUUCCAUGAAAACUUUGACUGUCCCAUCAAGGUCGUGGCGCUACACCCUCAGUUCAGCAAAUCCAACAAUAAACAGUUUGUGACUGGAGGAAACAAGCUUUUGCUUUAUGAGAAGAACUGGCUGAACCGUUGGAAGACCUCUGUUCUACACGAAGGAGAGGGAAACAUCACCAGUGUGAAAUGGAGAGCCAACCUCAUUGCCUGGGCAAACAAUGUGGGUGUGAAAAUUUAUGACAUCAGCAGUAAACAGCGCAUCACUAAUGUGUUGCGGGACAACACCAGUCUUAGGCCGGAUAUGUACCCCUGCAGUCUGUGCUGGAAAGACAACGCCACACUGAUCAUCGGCUGGGGCUCUUCUGUUAAGAUAUGUGUUGUUAAAGAGCGUGACCCAACAGAAAUGAGAGAUCUACCCAGUCGCUACGUUGAGAUUGUGUCAGCAUUUGAGACCGAGUUCUUCAUUAGUGGACUGGCGCCUUUGGCCGAUCAGCUGGUCACUCUGUUCUAUGUCAAGGAGAACUCAGAGCACAUGGAGGAGGAGGAGGAGUUCAGAACACGGCCCCGUUUAGACAUCAUUCAGCCGUUACCCGAGGGCUGUGAGGAGAUCUCAUCAGAUGCUCUCACUGUACGCAACUUCCAGGAGAACCAGUGCAGGGACUACCGGCUCGAACACUCUGAGGGAGAGUCUCUGUUCUACAUCAUCAGUCCUAAAGACAUUGUAGUGGCUAAAGAAAGAGACCAGGAUGACCACAUCGACUGGCUUCUGGAGAAGAAGAAAUAUGAAGAAGCACUGAUGGCUGCAGAGAUCAGCUUCAGAAACAUUAAACGGCAUGAUGUACAGAAAAUUGGAAUGGCGUACAUCAAUCAUCUGGUGGAGAGAGGAGAUUAUGAUGCAGCUGCCAGAAAGUGUCAAAAAGUGCUUGGAAAGAACAUGGAUCUCUGGGAGAAUGAAGUGUACAGGUUUAAAACCAUUGGACAGUUGAAAGCCAUCAGUCAGUACUUACCAAGAGGAGACCUUCGUCUUCGACCCGCAAUUUAUGAGAUGAUACUUCACGAGUUCCUCAAGACUGACUAUGAGGGUUUUGCCACACUUAUUCGCGAGUGGCCAGGAGAGCUGUACAACAACAUGGCUAUAGUUCAGGCAGUGAAUGAACACCUGAAGAAGGACCCCACCAACAGCACGCUUCUCACCACACUGGCCGAACUCUACACAUAUGAUCAGCGUUACGAUCGCGCGCUGGAGAUCUACCUGAAACUGAGACACAAAGAUGUUUACCAACUCAUUCACAAACACAACCUAUUCUCCGCCAUCAAAGACAAGAUUGUCCUGCUCAUGGAUUUCGACAAAGAGAAAGCUGUUGACAUGCUGCUGGAUAAUGAUGAUAAAAUAUCGAUGGACAAAGUGGUGGAGGAAUUAAAAGACAGACCUGAGCUGUUGCAUGUGUAUUUGCAUAAGCUGUUUAAGCGGGACCAUCAUAAGGGGCAGAAGUACCAUGAGAGGCAGAUCAGUUUGUAUGCUGAGUAUGAUCGACCCAACCUACUGCCCUUCCUCAGAGAGAGCAUGCACUGCCCACUAGAGAAGGCUUUGGAAAUCUGUCAACAGAGGCACUUUGUAGAAGAGACCGUCUUCCUGCUCAGUCGUAUGGGAAACUGCAGACGAGCCCUGCAGAUGAUCAUGGAGGAGCUGGCGGAUGUAGACAAGGCCAUUGAGUUUGCUAAAGAGCAGGAUGACAGAGAACUCUGGGACGAUCUCAUCUCUUACUCUAUAGACAAACCACCAUUUAUCACAGGCCUCUUGAAUAACAUUGGAACCCAUGUGGACCCCAUCCUGCUCAUUCACCGCAUUAAAGAAGGGAUGGAGAUUCCUAACCUUAGAGACUCACUGGUUAAGAUUCUACAAGACUACAAUCUACAAAUCUUACUGAGAGAGGGCUGUAAGAAGAUCCUGGUGGCAGAUUCACUGUCUCUUCUACAGAGGAUGCACAGGACACAGAAGAGAGGAGUGCGGGUGGAUGAAGAAAACAUCUGUGAAUCCUGCCACACUCCUAUUUUACCAUCAGACACGGCUCAGGCAUUUGGUGUGGUGGUGUUUCACUGCAGACACAUGUUCCACAAGGAGUGUCUGCCGUCCCCUGGGAACGUCGCAGGAAUACAGUAUUGUAACAUCUGCAGUGCAAAGCGGAGAGGACCAGGCAGUGGCAUACUGGAGAUGAAGAAAUAAUCAUUCCUAGAAUAAGAGUUAUCAAUAAUUACCACUCUCUCAUCAGAUCCUGUCAACAAUCAUAAAAUAAGCUUUCCUUAACUAACUGUAUUUAUUAAUGCAAGCUUGUGAUUGCUACAUUUUGUUUCAUAAAAGCACCAAUAAAGCAGUUGUAUAAUCUA